UUCCGCCUCUUCCGUCCGCGGCGACCGGAAGUGGGGCGGUAACGCCGGAAGCUGAAGGGAAUUUCCUGUGAGCUCGGCUUCCUCAACAUGGCAGCGCCCUUGUCAGUGGAGGUGGAGUUCGGAGGCGGUGCGGAGCUCCUUUUCGACGGCAUAAAGAAGCAUCAGGUCACCUUACCUGGACAGGAGGAGCCCUGGGACAUCCGGAACCUCCUUGUCUGGAUCAAGAAGAAUUUGCUGAAAGAGCGGCCAGAGUUGUUCAUCCAGGGAGACAGCGUGCGGCCAGGAAUUCUGGUGCUGGUUAACGAUGCGGACUGGGAACUGCUGGGCGAGCUCGACUACCAGCUGCAGGACCAGGACAGCGUCCUCUUCAUAUCCACGCUGCAUGGCGGCUGAGGGCCCCCCUCUGUGCCUGGGCUCCCUUGGGAUGGGGAGAAGAGCGCGAUCAGACAUCCUCUGGGGCCCUGCUUCCAGGUCUCCCUGUCCCCCUUGGCUGCUUUCUUCCCUGCUCUGUCCCCCGAGCUCCCUCCAGGCAGGGAAAAGAGGCCAGGUGCUAAAAAUGAGCCUUCCUCAGGCACGUGAGUGGGGGCGGGCAGGCUCAGCCCUGCCUCCCUCCCCAGCAGCUGAGGUGGGGGAGGGUGCCCCUCUGUUUUUUCACAACAGGAGGGGGCUCCCUGGCCAGGUGACCCAGCUGCCUUCCACUCCUUGUGUCUCAGCCUAAACACCGAGUGACCACUGACGAGGCACUCCAGCUCUGGGCUGUAGUGUCUUCACGGGGAAGAUGAAUGGACCGGAAUAGCUGAUAGGAGGCCCCUCCCUUCUCCAAGAUGGGAGACGUCUCUGCCUCAGUUUCCCCAUCUAGACAGCAGAGGGCUCUGGCUGUCCCCCACUGAUAUCAUUAUGGAACCCCAGCUGGGGUCCCCUAUUCAGUGCUGACUCCCCCUCCCAGCAGCUGCUCUUCCAACCACACCCCUCCUCCUGCUCCCCCAUCCCCAGCCCUUGACCCUGGCUGGCCUUCCCCCCCACAGGCCACCAGAUGGGCUCCUAAGACCCUCCCCCAGCAAAAGGCUGCCUGCAGCUCAUUCUGGAGAGAGAGAGAGAGGAGCAGGAAAACCUUGGACUGGCACAUAGAGGCCUGGGGGUAGGAGUGCCUCAGUUUCCUCCUCAACAGCAACUGAAUAUUUAUAAGUAUCUGAAAGCAGGCGUGAUACGUGACGGCACAAAUGUAGACUUUAUCUCUGUUCCCACCUCCUGUGGGAAGCAGGAUGGGGGCAGGCAGCACCUGGUAGGCAGGCCCCCUCCUCCCUCCAUCCCUUCUGGAAGUCUUGGGGCCUCAGUGCCUGCAACAGCUGGCCUUGGGCAAAUAAAAGACGAGGUUGUUUACUA
Ailuropoda melanoleuca (giant panda) is the source of this 1383-nucleotide messenger RNA. It is a transcript of the gene URM1, whose product is annotated as ubiquitin related modifier 1. The record is from RefSeq and is a predicted model, not a curated record. Gene Ontology annotation, biological process: tRNA thio-modification. Lineage: Eukaryota; Metazoa; Chordata; Mammalia; Carnivora; Ursidae. The coding region runs from base 88 to 393 and encodes 101 amino acids. Gene Ontology annotation, cellular component: cytoplasm. The transcript has 5 exons.